CGAUGGCAGCCACGGCCCGAUUCUCCUCAAGAGACUUCUCCACCUCCUGUGAGCGUCCUGCUUUAUAAGCACCACCUGCUUCGACUCAUCUCUUACGCGUCAUUUGUCCCAAAGAAACAUCAAGCCACAAGAUGACUGGAAUCGCAUUGCUCGGAGCGGGCAUCUUCGCGAAGGGGGAGCACCUCCCCGCCAUCGAGGCUUGCCCCACCCUCUCUCUGAAAGCUGUCUACUCACGCUCUCAGAAAUCGGCCGAGGCGCUGGCUGCUGCAUCCAAGGACCCCUCCUCCGUGUCUGUCUACUACGAUAGCCCUGCCACUGAGAACAAGUCACUAGAUGACCUUCUGGCCAGGGAGGACAUCUCCGCCGUGGUGAUUGCCCUGCCCAUUCUCAACCAGCCCGGCGUGGUCAAGAAGGCCCUCAAAGCGGGGAAGCACGUCCUCUCUGAGAAGCCGAUCGCCGAUGACAUCAAAGGUGCCCAGGACCUGUUAGCAUUCUACGAUGCGCUCGGAGCCAACAAGCCCCUCUGGGCUGUGGCUGAGAAUUUUCGCUACAUGGAGUCGCUGCAAUAUGCAGCCGAGCGGGUGACGGAGAUUGGCGGCAGCUUGACGACCUUCCGGUUGCAGAGAUAUGGCGCCAUGUCGCCAGACAACAAGUACCUCAACACUGAGUGGCGAAAGACUCCCUCUCACCAGGGUGGGUUCCUUCUGGACGGCGGCGUGCACUUCGUAGCCGCGCUGCGCCUCCUUCUAAGCGCAGCGGGCGACGAGGUUAAGCAGCUUGUAGGGUUCAGCACGCUCCUCGAUAAGGCGCUGCCCCCGGUCGAUACCGUCCACGCGGUGGCCCUCACGAAGGGCGGCAAAAGUGGGAUGGUUGCAAUGUCGUUUGGAACUGAGUUCAAGUCUGGGCUGGAAGUUGAGAUCGUGACGACAAACGGCUCUGUUGUGUGGGAGCCUACCAAGGUCAAAACUGUUUCGAGGAAAGCAGAGGGAAGCAGUGAAAAGGUCGACAAGAUCGAGGAGUUCCCGUACGACUCGGCUGUCAAGCCCGAGGUUGCCGCGUUUGCAAAGGCCAUCGAGGCGAAGGCGGUCGAUCCCCUCCAGACACCAGUAGAGGCGCUUGGGGAUUUGGAGAUCUUGCAACGACUUCUCGAGACGGGCGCUCUCGGCGGUAUCGCUAGGCCUGUUGGCUCCCUUUCCAGAUGAGGAUUGGGUAGAACCUCUAUCAAGAAGGCCAUAACGCGCCUGAGGGAAGGACAAUAAGGUUGCAGGAGCAAAUUCACACACGGUCUGCAAUUCUCAGUCGUUCGGACUUCCUUCCGACGGCGGCAACCUUGGCAGCAGCAGCUCGAAUAGGAGACCCCUUUUUACAAUGCAACUAGGGAACUGAACCGCCAGCCCACAUCAUAUGUUGAUUCAUUGUCCUGACCGGUACACAAAGCUGGCAA
Molecule: messenger RNA, 1444 nt
Organism: Canariomyces notabilis
Lineage: Eukaryota; Fungi; Ascomycota; Sordariomycetes; Sordariales; Chaetomiaceae
Product: oxidoreductase-like protein
Exons: 3
Coding region: 132-1202 (356 amino acids)
Biological process (GO): NADPH regeneration
Cellular component (GO): cytoplasm
Molecular function (GO): nucleotide binding; oxidoreductase activity
Source: RefSeq, a predicted model, not a curated record